AUGGCCUCGCUCGUUAGUGCGGUGAUGCCGAGCUCCGGCAACUGGAGCUCCCUGGCGCGUUCUCAGCUCGAGGUUCUGCAGUCGCUGGUAAAGAAGCAUCUGGAGGACCCCUCCCUCGCAGACAUUGCAAGUGGGGAUGAUUUCACGCUCACUUCUAUCGAACGAGGGAUUCCCAGAUACGAGCACUCCCACCUGGUUGCAGCUUUAGAUGUCAUCCUUGAGUAUCAAAGAAACAGGAAGACCACCUACUUCACUGUCCUCGGGACCCGAGCUCAGACAAGUAUCGGAACGUACCGGCAUGAUCCUCGCACCCGACUUAUCGAGCUGCUGAAGCGCUGGCUUCGGACGCACGCGGCAAACCCAAACAUCACAGAGGACGAGGUGCGUCGGAUGUGUGGGCUUUGCCGCGACCUGUUGAACUAUCCAAACCUCUUUCCCUCGCGAAACAAGACCAGCUUCAUGCAUGCACUGAGUGAAGUCUACGAACACUUGGAGUUGCAGUUGCGACAGGUCCUCGAACGGGAUCGAACCUGCGCAGAGCUCGCCGCAAGAUGCUUGUCCUUGAGCCGGAACUUGAUCUCAGAUGUAGUCGCCUUCCUGCUCCUUGCCGCCACGCACCUGACGCAGACUGACAGCCUGCCAUCGCUCGAAGUGGUGGUGCUUUGGCAGUCGCUGCCCGCAAGUUGCAACCCACAGCCCAGUCGGAUUGAUCCCCAACUGCAGAGGGCCAUGCAGGAUGCUUGGCAGACGAUGAUUGGCACUCUGGUCAGCAACCUGCUUAGCCUGCGCUGGACCUUCCACCUCUUCGCUGGAAGCGGGGCCGAGGAGGAGCUGGCGCGGGCGGCGCCGGAAGGUGCACUAGCAGCCCUUGCCGAGUCCCCCGCGGACAGCCUCACUGAAAGCCUUCCGGCGCAGAUACGGCGCGUGCGCAAGGAGUUUGAGUCCGCGCACUUCAAGACGAGUGGCCUGGCAGGGCCUUUUCGGGAGCCAUCGCAGCAGGAUGCCAGGGAGAACUUGCUCGUUGCAGUCGAGUCCCUCUUUGACCUCUUGUACUUGAUCGGAGAGGUGCUCUCCCAGUUCCACCGGAUCAGCGACAGCUUGGGUGACUACGGAAUGAUCCGGGUGGCUCUGUGGCUCCAUCCCUGCCUGGAUUGCAUGGUGGAGAAGCUUCAGCGCCUCCAAAGCAGCUUGAAAGGACUUAACAGAGCUGUGGAUUCUGAGCUGGUCAUCGCGAAAGCGCGGGGAAGGAGCCUCAAGAAACCACUGCCUUCGGAACGGAUGUCCGCCCGUGGCCACGCGGCAAUUCAGCGCGCAACCGACGGGCGGGACUGCCACUUAGCAGCCUUGCUCCAGAGCCUCGAGGAGCUAAAGUCGCAUUCGUCUCCCGAGCGACUUCCGCACGUGGUGGAGGGCCUGGGAGAUGCGUGUUCUCAGCUCCAGAAUGUGCUCUCAUCCACGCAGUUCCGUGUGUUGGUGGGUGACGCUUUCCCACGACUUCCUCCCUUGGCUAACAUGGGCAGGGCCAGCAGACCUGCGCUUCCGGAAAGCCACGCACUCGAGGACGAAGCUCCCAUGGGUGACUACAGUGAUCCUGAGGAGGAUCAGGCCACAAGCGCCUGUGCUCCAAUUCGCGGGUCCCGAAACGGUGCCCAAAGCAGCGCCAGGGCUCGCUCUCCACAGCCCGCAGCUGAUGCAGGCAGUGCAGCCCUCUCGCUGCCUUUACCUAGCCGUGCCAGACAGGACAGUCCUGAAGGAGCGUUCCAGUCGUGCCUGUUCUUUGCGCAGAAGUCAUCCCGCAGGAGCGGCAGCGUGCCUGCCGCAAUCCGCGCGACCUGGCGAGCUCUCUACGGAUUCAAGGAGGCCGCGCUGCCAGCAGCCGCGGUUCCAGCUCUGCCAGCUGCAGAUCCUGCACCCGCCGGCGCGCCCGCGGAUCUGGUGACGAAUCUGCCUAGCGAUGGCUGGAUUUCCCACACGGGUCCCGGAGGCCGCACAUCUUGGCACCACAAGUCCCUGGGACCAGCUCCCUGGGAAGAGAGCUUGACAAAGGACUCUGCCCCUGACACAAAUCCUUUCUCCAAAGAUCUCAGCAAAGAGCCUCUUGACGCGCCGGCCCAGAGUCGGAACAUGCCUGAGAAUCCAGGAAUUCUCAAGAUGGUGACCAUCCUUCCCCCUGGUCUGUCGGUGUUGACCGACACAGCACGUCAGAGACAGAGAAUCCAUCCGAACCUUAUCGACCGAAUUCACGCCAUCGAGUACACCUCAGGUUGCGCGUACUCCAGAGUGCAGAGAGACGCCGUCGUAUCCGCCGGCGAAUCCGCCGAGUUCAGGACGUGGCCGGGAGUCCCAUGUUGCUGGUUCCGGAAGGGCACCGGCUGGGACCGCUUCGGCUACCUGGCGUGGGUGUCUUCGCGCGGAGGCAGUCAACUGCUCAUCUACGAGAAGGGUUCGACAGACCAAGUAAAGACGGUAGUGGAUGUUGGAGCCGGAGAAGUGGAGAGGUGUUGCCUGGUGGGGACGGGGAUAUUGUCGCUGGAAGUGCAGCGUAAGAAGCGACGCUCGUCCAGCCUUGGGCGGUUCUCUUCGCCCCAUGUAGGAGGCUCAUCUCGGUCCGAUGCUCGCGAGCAGAAGCUGUAUUUCUUCGAAUUCGGGGCCUACGGCGUGCCCUACUUCCUGGUGCGGAACAAGAUUGAUGUCGAUAUCGAGGCAGAGCUCCUCAGACAAGAGGAGGAGGAGGAGGAGGUUGCCGACAACGAGGAGGGGAUGCUACAGGAGGUCACCGUGCAGACCAUGGAAACGGUGAAACAAGAGCUCCGAAUGCUCACGGGCAUGCCGGAGGUGUACUGCAUCUCCACGCGGCGCAGGUGUCGCAAGCGCCAUGACUUCCCCAAGCUGGUUCACGACAUCAAGCGCGCCGUGGCCGAGCAUCUUCGUGAGCGCCAGAGAGAGUCGGUCUUGGUGUAG
Messenger RNA from Symbiodinium natans, 2961 nucleotides. NCBI's taxonomy places the organism in Eukaryota, Dinophyceae, Suessiales, Symbiodiniaceae. The record is from the annotation of a GenBank genome assembly.